Messenger RNA from Neoarthrinium moseri, 1059 nucleotides. RefSeq lists its product as uncharacterized. The coding region runs from base 1 to 1059 and encodes 352 amino acids. The transcript has a single exon. The record is from RefSeq and is a predicted model, not a curated record. Lineage: Eukaryota; Fungi; Ascomycota; Sordariomycetes; Amphisphaeriales; Apiosporaceae.
AUGCGCCAGACCACCAUACCCCAGGCGGUGCGCAACCGACGCGCCGCCCUUGCCGCCGUGGCCAAGGAGACCAAGGCCGCCCUGCCCAGCGUCGUGCAGCAACUGCCGGGCCUGCAGCCCUACAUGUCUUCACAGCACACACUCGACGACCUGGGCCCCCUGGACCCGGCCCUGUGUCCGCGGUUCCCGCUCUCCUCCGGCUCCAACGGCGAUCCCCAAGCCUGCGGGACGACCGUCAAGGUUGUCAACGCGGACUCCUUCGAAGCAGCUCUGGAGAUGCCGGGCAAAGUGCCGGACCAAGAGCCCACGAACCCCCUGUUCCUCACCGCCACCCCUACCGGGACCACAGCACAUGAUGAUGACGGCAAGAAGAAGGAGGAUGUUGACGAUGAUGAUGAGACAGCACAGAAGACAACACAGCGUCGCCAGCGAAAUCACCGCGUCGUCGUGCUCAACCUUGCCUCCGACAAGAACCCAGGCGGCGGCUGGCUCAACGGCUCGUCGGCGCAGGAGGAGGCCCUCUGCUACCGCAGCUCGCUGUCGCUAUCGCUGCACCGGCGCUACUACCCAUGGGCGGCCCGCUCGGGCCUGUACACGCGCGACGUCGUCAUCAUCCGGCGCGCCCAGUCCCAGGGCCACGGCCUGCUCGUCCCCCGCACCCCGGCCGACCAGCUGCCCGUCGUCAGCGUCGUCAGCGUGGCGGGGAUCCGCCGCCCCGAGGUCGUCUCCGGCGCUGGCGGCAGCGGCCUGGAGGAGCGCUUCGCGCGCCCCCGCGACCGCGCCCUGACCAAGGACAAGAUGCGCCUCGUGUUGCGGAUCGCCGCCGCGCAGGGCCACGAGCUGCUCGUGCUAGGCGCCAUCGGCUGCGGCGCCUUCGGCAACCCGCCGCGCGAGGUGGCGCGCUGCUGGCUCGAGGUCCUCGAGGAGGCCGAGUUCCGCGGCGGGUGGUGGCGAGAGAUCUGGUUUGCCGUCUUCGACGCGCGUGGCGAGGGGAACGGCAGCGUCUUUGAGGAGGAGCUGGGCGGCAAGGUCGUAGGCAAAGUCGUGACUGGUCAGUGA